This is a messenger RNA of Gastrolobium bilobum, 1141 nucleotides long. RefSeq lists its product as uncharacterized. Bases 34 to 567 code for a protein of 177 amino acids. The transcript has 3 exons. Gene Ontology annotation, cellular component: mitochondrion. Lineage: Eukaryota; Viridiplantae; Streptophyta; Magnoliopsida; Fabales; Fabaceae. The record is from RefSeq and is a predicted model, not a curated record.
UGGUGUUUCUAUGCGCAAAACCAAGAGAGAAAAAUGGGAUUCGGAGCACUGAGAAACAUUCUUCGCCCUCUUUCGCUCUCAUCAUCGAGGGCCUUAACUUCACGAAUAUCCACCACUCCUUCGACGGCGCCGUUUUGUGCCGCUUUGUCAUCUACCUGCAAACCGCCACAAUGGCUUGUUCCCCUUUGGAAUCAGUUCCACAGCUUAACAGACACUCGCUUCCCUAAGAGACGACCUUCUGAUAAACCCCGUCGAAAGAGGGCAAGCUUGAAACCCCUAGGGCCUUAUGCUUGGGUUCAGUAUACACCUGGCGAACCCAUACUUCCGAAUAAGCCCAAUGAAGGUAGCAUCAAGAGGAGGAACGAGAAGAAACGCAUGAGGCAGCGCCGUGCUUUUAUAUUGGCUGAAAAGAAGAAAAGAAAAGCUCAGCUGCAAGAGGCUAAUCGGAAGAAGAAUAUUAAGAGGGUAGAGCGCAAAAUGGCUGCAGUUGCAAGGGAAAGAGAGUGGGCAGAAAGACUGGCUGAGUUGCAGCGACUUGAGGAAGAGAAGAAAAAAUCGAUGGCUUGACUUUGUUUGGGACCUCAUCUAUAGUUGGUAAUACUGGUUUAGUUUUCAAGCCUGUUAUGAUUUGAACUCUCUACACACUCUUACUACAUCUUCAAUAUUGUUCUUUGUUGUCUGUUAUUUGGGUGACCAUGUGCCUAUUUUGAGCAUUUAUUUUCUCAAUAACAGGGAAGUAAGUAACUCCUUGCUUUCUCAACCCUCUCCCCUGCCAGGAUAGUAAAUGCUACACGCACUCCCCUUUUUAUGGGAACAAAAAUUAAAAAAACCCCUUCUCUAUGUAGCUAGAUCACUCUGCAUAUUACUAAAUCUAGCAGUCCAGGUUCACGGGUGUGAGAUUGUUCUUAGUCGCACCAAUUGUGUGUGUGUAGAUCUAUGCAUAUGAAUUUGGAGCUUACAUCUUCCCUCUUCAUGUCCGAUGUAAAAAUUCCAAUUUCCCCAAUUUACAGGCUUUGUUACCUAUUUGGCCUAUACCUUUCGAGUGCUUUGUGUAGGACAAGGUUUUGAAUUGUUCGGUUGUGUGUAAAGAGGAGCAAAUUAUUUUGCUUUUCAGUCAAAAUUGCAUACCAAACAGAUUAAG